AUGGCACCUAUUUUCAUCAAGACGGUUUUAAUCAGUGAAAGUGUUGACCCUCGUUGCAAGACUAUUCUGGAGGAAAAUGGCAUCCGAGUUACGGAAAAACAGAAUAUGAAAAAGGAUGAAUUGAUGGCGGAGAUUAAGGACUAUGACGGCCUUGUGGUUAGAUCUGCAACAAAGGUAACAGCUGAUAUCAUCAAUGCUGCAAAUCUCAAAAUCAUCGGGAGAGCUGGAACUGGUGUGGACAAUGUGGAUGUUGAUGCUGCCACCAAAAAGGGUAUUAUUGUAAUGAACACACCGAGUGGGAACACGAUCAGUGCUGCCGAGCUGACAUGUGCCCUGCUGAUGAGCCUCUCAAGAAAUGUGCCUCAAGCUGCAAUGUCGAUGAAACAAGGGAGCUGGGAUCGCAAAAAGUUCAUGGGUGCAGAGCUGUAUGGCAAGGUCCUUGGAAUAGUUGGUCUUGGAAGAAUUGGAAAGGAAGUCGCCUCAAGAAUGCAAUCAUUUGGCAUGAGGACAAUUGGCUAUGAUCCAAUCACCCCUCCUGAGGUGACUGCCAGCUGGGGGGUGGAGCAGAUGUCUCUGGAGCAGCUGUGGCCCCAGUGUGACUAUAUUACUGUCCACACUCCCCUAAUGCCCUCUACUGUUGGUCUGCUCAAUGAUGAAACGUUUGCUAAAUGCAAGAAAGGAGUAAAGGUUGUGAACUGUGCACGGGGGGGCAUCAUCGAUGAAGAUGCUCUCGUCAGAGCUUUGGAGUCUGGACAGUGCGGAGGAGCAGGACUUGAUGUCUUUGUUGAGGAGCCUCCUAAGAACCGCUCAUUGGUCGACCAUCCUAAUGUCAUCAGCUGUCCUCACCUGGGAGCCAGUACGAAGGAGGCUCAGGCUCGCUGUGGGGAGGACAUCGCUCUGCAGAUUGUGGACAUGGUGAAGGGCAAGAAGCUAGUUGGAGCAGUAAAUGCACAGGUUCUGGCCAGCACGUUCUCCCAGGAAUCUCACCAGUUGAUCAAACUGGGAGAAGCUGUUGGAGCUGUUCUGCAAUCAUGCACUACUUCUUCUAAGACGACGUUAAAACAUGUCAAAAUCACUACGCAAGGGGAUUGUAUGAAGACCUCCACUGGUUACAUGGCUUCAUCAGUACUGGUUGGACUGCUGAACCAUGAAUCUGGCUGCUGCCCGAACCUCAUCAAUGUACUCAGCCUAGCCACAGAGUCUGGAAUCACGGUGACCCAGAACCACUGUGAAUCUGAUGGGGCGGCCAGUGGCGUGUGUAAGGUGGAGAUUGUGGCCAACGGCAGCAGCUACAAAGCCAGUGGCUCAGUUCAAGGUGGUGUACCAGUCCUAUUGGAGCUGAGCGACAGUGUGUUCAAACAGUCGGUCUCUCUCACUGGAAACUUGCUGUUUUUCAAGGCCUCUGCAAGUCCUCAACUCCUAUCUUCAGUGGCUGGACUGUUGGCCACAGAGGGAGUGGAGAUCGAGUCCUACAGUGCUCCCGCAGGCCGCACCAGGGACAUGUGGUUUUGUGUGGGGGUGUCCUCUCUCCUGCGAGACCUCAGUGCCUUGAAGCCUUUGGUACAGGAGGCUUCACAGCUCACUAUUUAAAUGACCGCAGCAAUGCUAUCUGAAAGACUUCUACUGAGAGUGUCUGAGUAGAAUUGAUCUCUCUUGGUUUUAGCAUUUACAACUAACCGCUUUGUUUAGAAGUUGAACAUUUGCGGUUUAAAACUUUGAUUUUGAUAACAUUCCAGUGUUUAGACUACAUGAACUUUGUUAAAGUAAAAAUAUAAAUUAAAUUCUUUCAGUGUCAAA
Messenger RNA from Etheostoma cragini (Arkansas darter), 1797 nucleotides. RefSeq names its product phosphoglycerate dehydrogenase (gene phgdh). The transcript is spliced from 12 exons. Gene Ontology annotation, biological process: L-serine biosynthetic process. NCBI's taxonomy places the organism in Eukaryota, Metazoa, Chordata, Actinopteri, Perciformes, Percidae. The record is from RefSeq and is a predicted model, not a curated record. Gene Ontology annotation, molecular function: phosphoglycerate dehydrogenase activity; NAD binding. The coding region runs from base 1 to 1590 and encodes 529 amino acids.